GUGCUCUCAAUUGUAGAUGUCGGUCACUUGGGCAUACCCAUUUGUUCUGUGUGCCGCCUAUUUCCCAGUCGUUCAUCAGAUACGAGGCAUGAGCUGGCGAUAACAACGUCGGCACGCCUGAGCGCAUAUGUCGAAGAAGAAACUCUGUCAUUGUUACAAGCGUGCAAUCCCACGCUUAACCCAUCGGAAGAAGUGACACCUUGCUAUACCUGGGAUUUAAAAAUCAAAUGUAUUCUGCAGACAAUUCGGCCUCGGACCUUGUACUUCCGUUCACGAAGGUUUUCUGUUGGCUCUUCUUUCUCUAAAUACUCAUCGAAACCGAAAGGGAUGGCCAAACAAGUCAAAAGUUUUAUGACCAACCCCAAUUACUUUGUGGAAUUUUAG
Messenger RNA from Haemonchus placei, 384 nucleotides. NCBI's taxonomy places the organism in Eukaryota, Metazoa, Nematoda, Chromadorea, Rhabditida, Trichostrongylidae. The record is from the annotation of a GenBank genome assembly.